CACGCGGAUUUGCAUGAAACACAGACUGGGAGCGGGCGGGAGCGGGAGCGCGGCGCACGCCCCGGGCCGGCCCAGCCAGCGAGCUAGCGAGCGGCGAGCCGGGAGGAGGAGGGUGGCGGCGCGGUGAGGCCGCAGAGGCGGAGGGAUCUGCGCAUCAAAGCUAGCGAGGCGAGCGAAGUUUGGCCGGGGGUUGGACUUUCCUUCCCGGAGGCGGCACCCAAACAGCUACCCCGUGCGGAAACCCAAACUUCUGCUGCCACUUGGAGUCUCGCGGCCGCCGCCUCCGCCCCGCGUUCGGGGCCUUCCCGACCCGGCACUGCUGCCGUCCGCCCGCCCAGCCGCUCUUCUCUUCGCCGUGGGAGCCGCUCCGGGCGCAGGGCCGCGCGCCGAGCCCCGCAGGCUGCAGCGCCGCGGCCCGGCCCGGCGCCCCGGCAACUUCGCCGAGAGUUGAGGCGAAGUUUGGGUGACCGCGGCAGGCCCCGGCCGAGCUCCCCUCUGCGCCCCCGGCGUCCCGUCGAGCCCAGCCCCGCCGGGGGCGCUCCUCGCCGCCCGCGCGCCCUCCCCAGCCAUGUCGUCCAUCCUGCCUUUCACUCCCCCGAUCGUGAAGCGCCUGCUGGGCUGGAAGAAGGGCGAGCAGAACGGGCAGGAGGAGAAAUGGUGCGAGAAGGCGGUCAAGAGCCUGGUCAAGAAACUCAAGAAGACGGGGCAGCUGGACGAGCUGGAGAAGGCCAUCACCACGCAGAACGUCAACACCAAGUGCAUCACCAUCCCCAGGUCCCUGGAUGGCCGGUUGCAGGUGUCCCAUCGGAAGGGGCUCCCUCAUGUCAUCUACUGCCGCCUGUGGCGAUGGCCGGACCUGCACAGCCACCACGAGCUGCGGGCCAUGGAGCUGUGUGAGUUCGCCUUCAAUAUGAAGAAGGACGAGGUCUGCGUGAAUCCCUACCACUACCAGAGAGUAGAGACACCAGUUCUACCUCCUGUGUUGGUGCCACGCCACACAGAGAUCCCGGCCGAGUUCCCCCCACUGGACGACUACAGCCAUUCCAUCCCCGAAAACACUAACUUCCCCGCAGGCAUCGAGCCCCAGAGCAAUAUUCCAGAGACCCCACCCCCUGGCUACCUGAGUGAAGAUGGAGAAACCAGUGACCACCAGAUGAACCACAGCAUGGACGCAGGUUCUCCAAACCUAUCCCCGAAUCCGAUGUCCCCAGCACAUAAUAACUUGGACCUGCAGCCAGUUACCUACUGCGAGCCAGCCUUCUGGUGCUCCAUCUCCUACUACGAGCUGAACCAGCGCGUCGGGGAGACAUUCCACGCCUCACAGCCAUCCAUGACUGUCGAUGGCUUCACCGACCCCUCCAAUUCGGAGCGCUUCUGCCUAGGGCUGCUCUCCAAUGUCAACAGGAAUGCAGCAGUGGAGCUGACGCGGAGACACAUCGGAAGAGGCGUGCGGCUCUACUACAUCGGAGGGGAGGUCUUCGCAGAGUGCCUCAGUGACAGCGCUAUUUUUGUCCAGUCUCCCAACUGUAACCAGCGCUAUGGCUGGCACCCGGCCACCGUCUGCAAGAUCCCACCAGGAAAGGCCCCCCUCUCCACACCAUCUCCCUAUUCUCGGAAGCCCACUUUGAAGACUUCUCCCUGCUCUGGGAGUUGGAGCUUGUGGGCCAGCCUUCCAUCUCCCCUUGCAGGAUGCAACCUGAAGAUCUUCAACAACCAGGAGUUCGCUGCCCUCCUGGCCCAGUCUGUCAACCAGGGCUUUGAGGCUGUCUACCAGUUGACCCGAAUGUGCACCAUCCGCAUGAGCUUUGUCAAAGGCUGGGGAGCAGAAUACAGGAGACAGACUGUGACCAGUACCCCCUGCUGGAUCGAGCUGCACCUGAAUGGGCCUUUGCAGUGGCUUGACAAGGUCCUCACCCAGAUGGGCUCCCCAAGCAUCCGCUGUUCCAGUGUGUCUUAGAGACAUUAAGUAUGGUAGGGGAGGGCGGGCUUGGGGAAAAUGGCCAUGCAGGAGGUGGAGAAAAUCGGAACUCUACUCAACCCAUUGUUGUCAAGGAAGAAGAAAUCUUUCUCCCUCAACUGAAGGGGUGCACCCACCUGUUUUCUGAAACACACGAGCAAACCCAGAGGUGGAUGUUAUGAACAACUGUGUCUGCCAAACACAUUUACCCUUUGGCCCCACUUUGAAGGGCAAGAAGUGGCGUCUGCUCUGGUGGCUUAAGUGAGCAGAACAGGUAGUAUUACACCACCGGCCCCCUCCCCCCAGACUCCUUUUUUGAGUGACAGCUUUCUGGGAUGUCACAGUCCAACCAGAAACACCCCUCUGUCUAGGACUGCAGUGUGGUGUUCACCUUGGAAGGGCGUUCUAGGUAGGAAGAGCCCACAGGGCCAUGCAGACCUCAUGCCCAGCUCUCUGAUGCUUGUGACAGUGCCUCUUCCAGUGAACAUUCCCAGCCCAGCCCCACCACUCCAGCAGACCUUGCCCCUCGUGAGCUGGAUAGACUUGGGAUGGGGAGGGAGGGAGUUUGUCUGUCUCCCUCCCCUCUCAGAACAUACUGAUUGGAAGGUGCGUGUUCAGCAGAACCUGCACGCAGGACAGCGGGAAAAAUUGAUGAGCGCCACCUCUUUAAAAACUCACUUACGUUUGUCCUUUUUCACUUUGAAAAGUUGGAAGGAUCUGCUGAGGCCCAGUGCGUAUGCAAUGUAUAGUGUCUAUUAUCACAUUAAUCUCAAAGAGAUUCGAAUGACGGUAAGUGUUCUUAUGAAGCAGGAGGCCCUUGUCAUGGGAUGGCAUUUGGUCUCAGGCAGCACCACACUGGGUGCGUCUCCAGUCAUCUGUAAGAGCUUGCUCCAGAUUCUGAUGCAUACGGCUAUAUUGGUUUAUGUAGUCAGUUGCAUUCAUUAAAUCAACUUUAUCAUAUGCUCUUUUAAA
Pongo pygmaeus (Bornean orangutan) is the source of this 2929-nucleotide messenger RNA. It is a transcript of the gene SMAD3, whose product is annotated as SMAD family member 3. The transcript has 10 exons. Gene Ontology annotation, molecular function: DNA-binding transcription factor activity, RNA polymerase II-specific; I-SMAD binding; RNA polymerase II cis-regulatory region sequence-specific DNA binding. The record is from RefSeq and is a predicted model, not a curated record. The coding region runs from base 569 to 1957 and encodes 462 amino acids. Gene Ontology annotation, cellular component: heteromeric SMAD protein complex. Lineage: Eukaryota; Metazoa; Chordata; Mammalia; Primates; Hominidae. Gene Ontology annotation, biological process: SMAD protein signal transduction; cell differentiation; transforming growth factor beta receptor signaling pathway.